UCCUGAGCAUUCAUCUCCAUAAAUAAAGAAAAGGGCUACAAUUUUAUUAUAUGUAUCUAAAUUCUUGACCCAGAGCCAUCCACAAUAUGUUAAACCUGACACUAGCUACAUCUACCUCUACUCCCUCUGAAGGCUGCCACACCCCAAGCCACACCACCUUCUCCCCCGCAGACGACGACAACCCAUUCACCACCACUGGUCUGUCCCUCUUACCACCCCUCGCAAAUAAAACAUAUAUAAUUCGACAACCUAAGACCAACCUUGCCAUCACCCUUCAAAACAGUAACCUUUGUCUGCAACCCCUCGACAUCGCCAACACAACGUGUCACUGGCGAGUAAUUGUAAACCCGGGCGGCUGGUUUAGCUUCCGAAACAUUCACUCAGAGACGUUCAUCCGACACAAUAAUAACAUCAAGCGGAACUAGAGGUUCGUCGCAGACGUGCGGCACCAUGAGUAGUGGGAGUGCUUUAUUACGAAGCCGGCUAUAGAAGGACGCUAUGAGCUGCUUGUAAAGCAUUUGGACGAGUUUCGGGGGAUGAGAGUCGGUGGGAAUAGGGGGAGGGAGCUUAUGGUUGCUGAGAAGGGGGAGAGGGG
Molecule: messenger RNA, 595 nt
Organism: Aspergillus steynii IBT 23096
Lineage: Eukaryota; Fungi; Ascomycota; Eurotiomycetes; Eurotiales; Aspergillaceae
Exons: 1
Coding region: 87-425 (112 amino acids)
Source: RefSeq, a predicted model, not a curated record